AUGGACAAGGAUGAUUCCGAAAGCUCGAUAGAGUCACAUAUUGACAGCGCGAGCUCUGGGGUCCUCGAAUCUGCAGAAACAAGUGUGCAGCCUCCGCCUCUAGAACCUAUCGAGGAGCAGCAAGUAGAAGUUGUCUCUUACAACUCGCGCAAAGAGUCGACAGAAACCCUCUCAACCUCGUCCAUUAUAGAGCUAUGUCAACAAUGCACGUCGGCUUUCGAAACCUGUACGCACCAUGAAAGCCUAAUAAAGCUGAAGCGCGAGUGGGCGGGGGAACGCUUCUUCGACUUCAAUAUCUAUAUUAACUGCAUCGGCGUCCGGUCCCCAUCCAGGGCAUUUCUUGAUUAUCGCCUCGACUCUGGGCAAUCUACUCGGCUCCUGCUCUCGAAUAUUCUGACCAUGCUCAAGAAGUUCCUUGCCGAGUGCAUCAGCUGUGCAGAGGCACAGUCCGGCAUCGAUGCAGCCACCAAGAAGGUGGAUACGUCGAUCAAAUGUUUGUCCCAAAUAAUGGAAGCCAUUAUUCGACCCGGCAUACGAUCACGCCUUCCGCAGGGCGACUGCACAGAGCGCGAUCAACAGGACAACGUUGACGACCCUAUCAAGGCAUCCACAACGCAAGGUAACUCAUGGUUUCAGGAAGCUGAGAAGAAGGCUUCGCAACCUGCCAUUGUGGCACUCACUGCACUCAGGCCCGCAGAUCGAUAUCCCAGAGCACCAAAGUUGCCCCAAGGUGCAACAGCGUUCAAGCGCCCGUGCUGCUGCGAAACUCUACCGGCCGAGUUUGCUAAUGACGACAAGCUGUGGAGGUACUACUCUCAAGUCUCAUGA
Trichoderma breve is the source of this 828-nucleotide messenger RNA. RefSeq lists its product as uncharacterized. The record is from RefSeq and is a predicted model, not a curated record. The coding region runs from base 1 to 828 and encodes 275 amino acids. Lineage: Eukaryota; Fungi; Ascomycota; Sordariomycetes; Hypocreales; Hypocreaceae. The transcript is spliced from 2 exons.